Messenger RNA from Amyelois transitella, 4936 nucleotides. RefSeq names its product protein FAM91A1. Lineage: Eukaryota; Metazoa; Arthropoda; Insecta; Lepidoptera; Pyralidae. The coding region runs from base 170 to 3091 and encodes 973 amino acids. The transcript has 19 exons. The record is from RefSeq and is a predicted model, not a curated record.
UUGACAUUGACAUUUCAUAGAUGGAUUAAGGGUGAAGAAAAAAAUUAUUUACUGUGAAUUGUUGCUUAAAUUUUUCGCUUCACAGAAUUAAAAUGAGCAUAUAUUUAAUGCAAGAACAUAAUUGACUACAUUCAUGUAAAUUUGAAGUGUUAAUUUACGCUCUAGAAUAAUGGAGGACGAGAUUGAGGAAUGUAUUCGGAAAAAAAUACAAUGGCCCCAGUUGCCUUCUACUGUUAAAAAGCUACUAGGAGAUUCCCCAAAAGAGUAUGAGCGAUAUAUAUACGAAUUUAGUAUUAAAAAUCAACUUCGUUUCAGGGGAAGUCUUGUGAGAACCAUUCGAAAAGAUGAAAGGAAGUAUUAUGAAACCCUGGUGCAGACCAGCAUACAGAGGCUUAUGUUGUAUCCCUAUCACUUAGCUGACAUGAUUGUUAAAGGUCUCAGGAUAACACCAUAUAUUUAUUAUGUGGAAGUGGUUGCACUUCUCAUUGAAAUGGAGAAGAGUUAUGAUACCAUGCCUAACUUCACCGCCGCCGAUUGUCUCCGGCUGCUCGGCAUAGGGCGUAACGAGUACCUAGAACUGGUGGCGAAGGCGCGCUCGCUGGGUCGCCGGGCGCGCUCCAAGGCGCUCCGCUCGCUGCUGCCGCGGGUGCCGCUCAGUAUCCCCAUGCAGCCGUGGUGGAGGGUGGAGCUUGGAUAUGUGCUAGAAGAUGACGUCAAGCCCCUGUGUGAGAGUGAGAGGGCGCUAAUAGACCUCCUUAUUGACCGAGGCUCCCAAACCGCCGGCACAUUGGACUAUAACGUCGUUAACACUUUGUACAGACGGGGUCUGAUAUAUCUGGACGUGCCGAUCACGGCGGCGGACAAGGUGUCGGUGCCGCCGCUGAAGGGGUUCGUGAUGAACCGCAUCGCGGGGGACUACUUUGAGACUCUCCUAUACAAGGUGUUCGUAACCGUGGACGAGCAUACCAGCGUGGCUGAACUAGCUUCUGUCUUACAGGUGGACUGUGAGCUGGUAAAGCAAGCGGUAUCUCUGUACUGCCGGCUGGGUUUCGCCAACAACCUGCAGCCGCCGCCCGUCAACCCCCAGCAUCCAUCAUGGCGGAACGCCGUGACUCAGCACAAUCAUCAGCCAUACAGACAGAUAGCCCCGUUAACUUUCGACCCAUCGGUGGACGAUGACGCCUUGCAAAUGGAGCCGGUCUUGUUGAAACAGGAACCGUCUACCUCCAAACAGAGUUACCAACAGUCGAUGACAGAAUAUCCCAGUAACAGCGGUGUUCAGCGUGUAGCAGUUCUGUACGACUCCACGCUGGCUGCCUACCUCAUGAUGGGGAACUUAUCGCCGACUUUGAAAAGCCACGCUGUGACUUUGUUCGAAGUGGGCAAGCUUUGCGAUGAAAGUCUGGACAGUCUACUGGUGGAGCUGGAUAAGGUCGUAGCAGAUCCCGAAAUAGAGGGGGAAGCGCGUCGUUACUUAGCCGCUGCAGCGUGUUUGCGUAUCGCUCUAAGAGCGCUGAGGCCAGCGCUGCGGCCGCUUGAUUUGCUGCGCUGUGAAGCGCUGCACGCGCUGGGAGAGCAGGCACGCAAUCGACUUCUCACUACUAAAUAUAGAAUGGCGAUAUCUACGGCGCCCCUGUGCCGCGUGGCGCGGGCGGGGCUGGCGGCGGGCUGUCUGCCGCACGUGGGCCCGGCGCCGCCCGAGGCCUCCACGCCGUGGAUGCGGCUAUAUCUGUACCACGUCGCCGGGUACGGGCCGCCUACGCUGCUACUCACUAAAGGAACCCAAUUGCGUGGCGUGCCCCGGCCGCUGCUCGGGUUCGCUCGCCUGUCGGUGUCGUGGUGGGGCGCCGAGGCCGCGCUGGAGAGCAGCGUGGCGGCGCUGCCCGCGGCCGCGGCGCUCGCGGCGGCCAACAGCGCGCUGAGGGGAUCCCCCGUCCUGAUACAAGCCGUCGCCGUGAGGAAGACGCCGAGCCUGACCCGCCUGGUGUUCCCUAUGGAGGCUGAUGCUGAUUUAGAAUCGCAAGCAUUAUGGUCGCGGCACGCAGGAUUACGAAGACUAUACAACCGCCUGCGCCUUUCGCGUACAGUGGGCUACGUAACGCUGGCCGACAUCGGCGUGCCCGACCUCGGAUGCGCUCGCCCGCCCUCCACUGUACAACUAGUUCCAGUAAGAAAAAAGAAAGAAGUAUGUGGCAUAGCAAAACCAGUCAGCGAAUUGUCUCUCUCCUCGACGGAUUCCACUGAAAAAACGCAAGCUGAUUAUAGCAAGUCCAUACAACGACUACAGUCGCCCAUAGAGUCACAUUUCGCUGUCACCCCCACUGCCGACAGCAAAAACGGCUCACCGGCAAACGGAUUUACGAGCGUCGAAUGUGGCCAGUUACUCUGCGAAGAACUAGAUAACCUCGCCAUAGAUGAAAAAAUAAAAACACAAUCGAUCGACUGUCCCGACGACAUAAUCCCUAUACAUUCCAAUUCGACUAGUAUUGAAGAUUUGAAAGAGACGAACAAAAAACAUUCCAUAGACAAUUCGACGAGCAAAGAUUCGAUCGCACUUUCCGAUGAUUUAAUUCCAAUUCAUUCGUCGUCGGUCAGUAUUGAGAAUUUGAAAUUUGAUAGCAAGAAGGGUAGUGAGACGGCGAGCGAGAAAUCGAUGAACCAGUUGAACGAUUUGUUGAGCCCCGCUGAGGAGUCGAUAUCAAUGUUUACGCAGUUAUCGGAUAAGUUGACGGAGAUGACAGCUGAGGGUGACAGUGGAGUCGACACAGCGCAUAACUUUUCUGACGAGGAAACAUGCAAGCCAGAGAAAUGGACAAUACUGGAUCUUCAAUUCGGUAUUCCUCUGUUCGACGAAACGAUGUGCGAGCAAAUUUGCCACUGCUUAGUGGACCGGAUAGCCAAGCCUGAACUAUUAGAGAAAAUAAAAGAAGACAAUGAAUUCAUCCGUUCGGACAUCCUCAAAUUUGUGUCACAAUGUCAGUAUUACCCUGGUGAAGAUAUGGGUAUAGUAAAACGAGGCAGCCUUGUACCUUUGCCCCGGAAGAACCUUGUGUUUGAAAAUGGAAGGAUUACCGAGUGGAACGGGAAGUGAGGCGGUCGCGCUCGCACGUGCCAUAUCUCCCCAUCGAUGCAAGAAAGAGAUGCAAUUAUUUGUGAUUAAGUUGAGCUUUACUACACGCGUCGAACAUGUUAUUUGACUUAUAGUUUAUCAAGGCAAUAGCAAUUUGUCAUGUGAACAUUGUAAGUAAUAAAGUAUUAUUAUGGCAAAAUUAUAUUAAUAUAUUGUACUAAAUUAAGAUAAAAAAUUUACAAAGUGUUCAGAAAUGAGAUAAAAAAAUAACAUACACGCAUGUAUUAUUGUUAUUCAAUGUGUAAUGCAAACAAAAAUAGACUUUAAAGUUAUCAUGUAAGAUAAAUUGAACCGUAACGCUUGCAUAAUUUUUUUAAAGACCCAACGUUAACCAUAUUUUAAAUAGUGUGACUUAAGAGUAUAGAAAGUGCAUCAGAGAAGUAGAUAUAGGUUACUGUCUAUUGACAUUUAAGACUAUGAUUGUAAUGUCAUGCCCGCUUGAAUGUGUUGCUUCCGGCACAGGUCACCAACGAGGGAGGUAUUCUUUUUUUUGUAAUCAGUUCUUCCCUAUCCGUCCUUUCACCGGGCCGGAUGGGAAUGACCCCCCUAACUAUGACAUUAAAUGUAUAUGUGUUCUUUCUUCCUUCUUACCUCGCGGCCUAGGACUUAUUUAUCUCUACGAAAUUUUCAUAAGAACUUAUUUUAUCUAGAAGCCGCAAUAUGUAUUAGGGGUGUCACGAUGUUGUCAAUUGUUGUUAAAAGGGGUUUUAAUAAACCUCUCUGUAGUUACCUGUAGAUUAUAUGAAAUAUAGUAGUCCCACUAUUGAAAUGUAUCAUAUUUUAAAAACCACCCAUUUCGUCCUUCAUGUGUUUGAACUUUUUUGUCUCUUUGCACAAGUUUUCUGUAUUAUAAACUCUUCGUUAUAUAGUAAAAAAAAUGCAUUGUAUAUAUUGUAUAUAAUUAUACAAACGGAAUCCGUCGUUACUCAGACGUAAUAGAAAUUAAUUAAGCAAUCUAAAUCAUUACAAUUUAAAUAAAAAUAUAGUAAAAAAAAGGCAGCUUUUAAGUUUCACAGGAGAAAGAGAUAAUUGGGCUAUAUUCAGAGUUUUUCCUUUUUUUAUCUGUGAAAUCACAUGAGGCCUAUGACAUUCCGUGUAUUUUAAGAAGUAGUAAGAUGAUAAAAUUUUAAUGAUAUCGUAUUUUUCUGAAAUAGUGUUAAAGGGCGAAUGAUUCGUUGAUAUUGUUUGAAUUUCAAUAUCCUCUCGACAAUGGGCUCGUGAGCAUGUGAUUUUGAACACAUAAACAGUUUUAAACUAAAAAAAAUUUUAAUUGAUUUCGUCCACAUUUUCGGAACAUGCAUACUUACAUAAUAUGACGCCUCUUCUUAAACCGACGAGCUUGCAGGAAAACUUUACUAAAUACAUGAAUGAAACAAAAGCAGAGUAUGAGAAUGGAGGCAGAUAGACUCUGCCUCUCUUUCUCCCACGGAAAAUAGCCGUCAUUUUUGUUUCUUCGAUAAAUAUUCCCACCGCAUUUAGUAAGCCAUGUGUUUGUGGCUUGCGCUAUAGAAAUAAAUCUAAAUGAUAUUGACAAAUUCCUUAUAUCCGAGAUCCGGCAAACGGGAGAUAUGAUUAUAAACGUGCAUUGGUAUUUGUGAAACAUAAUUAUGUUAUUUGUUUAACAAUUUUUCUACUAAGUCAUAAAUAGAAAUUAUUAUAAUUACACGUUGAAUGUUCUACUUAUUUUAAAGAUUUAAUUUUGUUACGACAUAGAUCAUAUGUUUUUAUUUUAUCCUUAAUUCUUUAUUUAUAUAAACUGAUAAGAAAAAUUCUGGGUGUAUAAAAGAAAUAAACGAUUUUAUUUUA